ACGCACAGACUGCAAAAGAUGGGGGGCAGGGGGAGUAACAGAGACACGAUGCCUGAAAAAAAUGUGAGCGAGGGAAAGCGAGAGAGAGAGAGAGGUGGAAGAGAAUAGGGAUGUCAUAGGCUGGGGAGGGAUUGAGAGAUUGAGGAUGAGAGUUUGAGAUUGGGUACCAGGGAUGUGACUGCUUGAGAUGCUGAGAUGAGACAGAAAGGAUGGAAGAGACGGUUUGUGCUGGUCAGCGAGAGAAGAGAAAGGCAAUGGAUGUAAAUGUGUGUUUGCACAGAUGUGUGUGUGUGUUUCUGUCUGAAUGAGAUGAGACACAGUCUGAGGUGCAUGUGGUGUUGCAGACUACGGGAUUGUUUUAGGGGAGGUUGGUUGUGUGCUACCUAUUGGAUCACAGUACCUGCCACUGUGCUCAUUGUCUGUCUGUCUGUCUGGCUUGCUGUCUGAUCGGAAAGAGAUGGCCAGACACUUAGCUGAGAUAUACAGAAACAAUGACUUUGGGUUGAUAUUCAUCCAAGCCUGCGUUUUCCAGAUGCAAGACCAGCGAUAAGGUUUCAAAUCUGGCCAUUUUGAAGUGAUGUGGAUUACUUCCAGAUGCUGUUCUGUAGGGAGAGGGUUUGACUUGAUGCUGAGGAAUAUCUUGCUGGCUGAAAUUAUGCCUAUAGUGGAAGAAUUUGACCAGGAGACAAAUGAAGACACUGUGUAUGAGUUCAGAUUACAGGCAGCAGCAAAUAAUUUCAUUGCUGAGGCUUCAAAGCUGCCUAGAGCCUCUGGAUGUUUCCCCCCCUGUGGUUUCCAGGAGCAAGGUGCCGUUUAUAACUGCAUGACCUGUCAGUAUGAUUCCUGUGAGUUCCCGCUAGACUGCCCCGUGAAAGAAAUCAAAAUAGAGGAGAACAACAGGACUGAGAUGUGGUGUAAGGUUCCAUUCCUCUUGCCCACAGACGCAGAGAUAGUCUGGAGAUAUUCUGUGAAGAAUACCGUGUUGAUGGACCAUUUCAAAGAGGUCACGGUCGGUGUGGAUCCUGUUUACUUCAUCCCCUCUGCUCGCCUGGAGCACUCGGGCACCUACCAGUGUGAAAUAUUUUCACAGGAGCAUUCUCUCGUACGCAUCUACUACUACCUCACAGUGGUCCCUCUGACACAGUUAAGUCAUGCAGAACUACAGGAUGUCUUUGACAAUGCUCUCCUCCCAGGAGGCCAGUUCCCUCACCGCUCCCCUACUGUCCCAUUCACCUUGUGGCUGCCUAGCCCUGACCUUCUGACCACCUGUUUGACUGCAGUACUGCUGGUGGUCUUCCUUAGUCUAGGGGUGCUGUUUUGGCUGUCCUGUGUAAGAAAGACCAGUAACUAUGAUCCAGAGCAAGACAAAGAAUACACAGAAAGGGAGGUUUAUUUAAUUCACUACUAAACUUGAGCGACAUCCACAUGAGAUAAACAAUAAAAAUUAAGUGCCAAUGAAAUGUGUUCCUGUGCUUAUUUGGUAGAGCAUUGCUAACAGUCCAAAGGUUGUGGGGUCUGGCAGCACACAAAGUUACCUUCAAAGUGGCUUGUCGGUCAAAUGCAUUAAUAUAAGCUUCAGUAAUGUAAUGUAAACUUGUCACUUUUAUCUUGAAAAUGUAUGACUUGGUAACAAAACUACAGUAAACUUUAAAUUUAGUUUGAUAAAUGUUUAAAAAAGGAAGAGAGCACGUGCGCUGUUGGCUGUCGCGAGUGUUUGAGUAAAGCUGUACCACUAGCUCACUUUAUAAACCCUAUUUUAUGUUACUAAAUAUAGCUAGACAUGACUCACUGUGUAACUCCUUUUACAGUCAUUACUCAAUAUUUUGUUAAAAUUGGGCGCGGUAAUACUUUAUAGCACUACAACUGAAAGAAGAAAUAACAUCUUAUAUGAAAAAACUUAUAUAGCUAGCGCUGGUUGAUUAUGACUUUGCAUUGAUGGUAUAUUAUAUUAUUUGAAAUUAUUAGGCUAUUUAUAAAAUGUAUAUAAUACUAAAUAUUAAAUAAUGCAAUAUUAAAAAAUAAUACAAUUCCUUACGAAUAGUUCAUUUAUCCAAAACGUCCUAACUGAAUUUGAACAUUUGAAAUUACGCAACUUUAAUGACGUCAAGUAAAGGGACUCCGACAAUUUCAUUUCUUUCGGUGUUAAAAAAAAAAAUUCUUUCAGUGUUGUUCAUGCUACUGGAUAAACCAACUAGCUUAAAACAAAUCAACUCAAGCAGUGUUUUCACAACAUCUGGUUACAUACGUUGAAUUGAUUUAUUACCAAAGGGAAAACAAAUUGGGUUUGAACUUUGUAUCGUCAUCUGUAUGGAAUCUUGAUUUUUGAGUAUUAGAAAGCCUAUGCUGUCAGACUCGUUCUUUGCAACGAUUAGAUCUUCAUAAAAAACGUACAUCCUAAAAAAAGUCUACAGUACGGUCAAAUAGAUAUUUAAAAAAUGUAUAGGUCUAUAGCCUAUUAAACUACGAUCUUAUACAGUAAUUGUUUUUAGUUGAGACAAAUGUGUUAUUUUAUUUUAUAUAGCUUUGCAUUUUGACUGAAAUGUCUCAUAUUUGUAGAUUUUUAUUAAUUUAUUCCAUUACAAAGUACACAUUUUUUUUUAAGUAGAAAACUUUAGCCAUAUUAGUAAAAGAAUUAUAAGUGAGUUAUGAGAAGAUAAUUAUAAGAUAUAUUAUGAUUAUUUUGAUUUUCACAGAUACCACCUUUUCUGGGUUGUUCCUGAUGACAUUCACAACUAUAGCCUAUUCUAUAUUGAUGACCCGUGUAAUUAAUACGAAAUAAAUGCGACAGGCCUAUUAGUAACCAGUGACGUAAAUUGUACCAUGGGGUGGGGGGUGAUUCGUUUCGUUGACAGCUGAAAUGUGUGCCGUCGUUAUUUUUGGAACCGUUACAACAAUAACCGCAGGCUAAAGUAAUAUGGGUGUGCCCAUGCAACUAUUGGGACUGAUUGUGUAAAUUAAUUAAAGUAAGUAGUUGCACGCAAUUCAAUUAUCUAAAUGUAGAUAUAUGAAUAUAGUUUAGACUUUAAUGUUUUUAGUUACCUUAGUAGUACAAUAAAAUUGUGAUCUGAUUUGAGUAAAAAUAAGUUAAAUUCAGCAAUGCUACUACUGUAUUAUCUACUGUAUUAUCUAAUCAUGUUAGCUCUAAUUAAACUCAGAAACUGUUUUGUUAAAUUUAUUUAGGGUCAGUGGCAUUUUUUCAAUGUACAUAAGUGAAUUACCUUUUAAAUAUUUGCUAAGGUUAACGCACAACGCGUUUGCAGAUUAAUACUCUUUAUUUGAUUUCUUAGUUUAAAAAAUCUUUGUUCUUGGUCGAAGAUUUAGACUCAUUAGAUUAUUUUUCUCUUUGAUUCUGUGUACUAAACGAACAAAGUUUUAUUGUGAUUAUAAUUACUGAUCAUCACAAAUCGUGAUGCUUCUGCUUCGCAUGUCUUUGUGCGCUUCUUUAUCUUGAGCUUCUUGAGAUUAACAGUAGCCUACCGAGGUCAUGACUCUAACAUGGAAACAUCUGGGAAAACAAGACGAAUGUUAAUAUCAAUACAGAGAAUCUGUUGGGUUACUGUACCACAGACACACCUGAAUAGCUGGAAUUACAAAGAGAUAUCCUUUUUUUAAAUUACGCACUACGUCUAAUGCGUCUAGGUUGCGCAACCAAAACUUUGCUGUGUACAAUGCAUGGUUGGAGAAAUUAACUAUGUAGUCACGACCACAGACGUAGUUUUGGUGUUGAUAUAUAUGAUAAUAAUGCGGGAAACACCCCUGGGUUAAAAUAUUUUUUAUUUAUUCUAUAAUUCAAACAACUUUUUUUUUUGCUUAUAGUUUGACAACAUGCCCCGCUUUAUUGUAGGCAAUCAUAGCGGAAAUCAGUAGCUUUUUGUAACCAGGACUUAAAGUUUUAAAGUGGAUUAAAGGAAAAAGAAUAUAUAAAAGAAUAUAUAUAAAAAGAAUAUAUAUGCACAAUGAAUAAAGAUGGUGUGGUACCAAUAAAUGUAUCAAGGUACUGUACAUGACUCAUAUUUAGUGGAGUAACCAGAAGUUCUAGUUGCUAGAGUGGUUGCUUUGUUGUGUUAUGGUGUGGGAAAUCAGGAAUGAGAAAUCUAGAAAGUGCACACAGUCUUAGUCAGAGAUUUCUGUUUCCUGUUUUAAUUACUUCCAGAUGUUAAGUCUGUCUAGGGCUGUACUCUGACACAGGGAGUCAAAUAAAUGCAAACAUUUGUUGAGGGUCAUUUUUCCAUUGGAAACCGACAAAGUUUCCACAUUUCUGUCAAGUUUUAUCAGGAUGAUGUAUGCAAACUUCCUGUAUCAUUAGAUGAGUACCAAUCUUUAUCAGACAAAUGAAAUCAUGACUAAAUGAAACCAAGCAGUAGUUGGAAAACCACUGAAUGAUGUUAGUAUGACCACAGUAUAGACCUGGCUUUUAAGAAUGAUACAGGGUUGGUCUUUUACUGGAAUUUCACUUCAAAUGUUUAUUUUGGCAAACUGAAUAAUUGCGUCAGGAUACGCAAAAGCCUGGUCAUUUGGCAUAUAAAAGCUGAAGUGAAUCAUGUGAGAACGAUGAAAGAAUGCUAUCAUUUAGAGAAACUGAUUUUAUUCAUAUUAUUCAGUAUAGGCUACUCCUGUAUACACUUUCAUCUGUUUGUGGUGUGAGGGCAUUAUGAUUUUACAGUGGUCUGCUGAGACAGAUAUUAAAUUAUUUGAUUACAUUUAACAUUAGUGAAGUGAAUAAUUGAGUUUAAGUUGCUUCACGGUAGAUUAUAAAAAUGUCACAAUUGAUUAUAAAAUGUUGGAAAGAAAUGAUUGAAAGAUUCUUUGUGGAAUCAAAAAUGGUUUACUAUGGCAUCAUGUGAAGGACCUUUCAAGCACCCAACCAGACAAUAUACAAAAUAUAAAAGAAAAGUUUAAUGAAAAGGGUGUGUUGUUGUUCCUAUUCAAGAAGAUUGCUAUAAAUAUAAUGAUUUGUUAAGGUUAAUACAGGUAAUGACGCUCAUUAAAAACCUUUGAUAACCCAUACAAUUAUAGUAAUCUGAUGCUCACAAUAAAACACUGAACGUCAAUUUACCUCUUUGACACACUCCAAAUACAAAGUACCCUAAAAAACUUGCUACUGUAUAACUAAUAGAGCUUUAAUUAUUUAAUGGAUCUUAACACACAAGUGGUAAAUUUGAAAAACAAGAGACUUUAACUUGACAAAACCAUGUAUUUCUAUAUGGGAGAUAUUUUAUAUGGACGAAAAGAUGCAGCAGAAGUGUAAUGACAGAUAGAUAGAUUGUUUAACAACAUACAGUGGUCAAGUCCUUUUGUGUAAAGUGUUUUUAUCUUUCUUGUUAAAGAAAAUCAAUUCUAUAUGCUUUUAAAACACAUUGUAGAUUACAGAAAUAACAGUUUGAACACCUAAUCCCAACAAAUCAGAAAUGAUAAAUUGCUCUUGCUCUUUGCUCUCAAAUGUUUAAACACACACAUUGUAUAACUUAAAACACACAUAAAUGACUUGUGUAUAUUUGCAGGUCAUAUCAUAUGAAUGGUUUAAAAACGGCUUUUGAGAAUUAUUUACCAAACCUUCCCAUGAUAAUUAGUAAGGGGGUCACUGAUUACGUCAUUGCUUCAUACAUUGUAAAAAGGUUUUGUAGCUCCACCCACAUUAAUGCAAAUAUUUGCUGAUGUCAUCAGUGGAUGAGAACUGACCCAUCAGUUUCAAUGUUUAUUGUGCUGCGCUAUAAAUUAAAAUAAAUAUACCAAACAAUAACAUCCUAAUUUGUAAGUGGUACUUUGUGUAAUAUAUUCCACAAUGUAAAAACGCCAAUCACAGCCACAUUAUAUUAUUUGUAUGGUAUCUAGCUGUACCUUAAUAGAUUGGAAAUACCAAUAAUUAGUGUUUUUCUGUCCUUCUUUAUAGAAGCUAAUGAUUAUCUGGAACAGUAUUGUAAAGUAAGGAGCAUGGUAGUAACUUUUUUACAAUAUUGUUUUUAGAUAAUCAUUAGCUCCUUUGGAAGGACACAGCACCAUUCGUGACCCUGGACCAGAAAACCAGUCAUAAGUCGCACAGGAAUAUUUGUAGCAAUAGCCAACAAUACAUUGUAUGGGUCAAAAUUAUUGUUUUUUAUGCAAAAAAAAUCAGUAGGAUAUUAGGUAAAGAAUGUUCCAUGAAGAUAUUUUGUUAAUUUCCUACCGUAAAUAUAUAAAACAUGUAUUUAUCAAUAAUAUGCGUUGCUAAGGACUUCAU
Messenger RNA from Paramisgurnus dabryanus, 6217 nucleotides. The record is from RefSeq and is a predicted model, not a curated record. NCBI's taxonomy places the organism in Eukaryota, Metazoa, Chordata, Actinopteri, Cypriniformes, Cobitidae.